AAUGUCCACAAACAUUGGCGUAAUUCUCAAAGAUGUUCUUGACAUGAAAAUAGAAGAACUACCAGGAGGAGUACCUCAGCCUGAACCAGAUCAGGUGUGUUUAUCAAUGGGACCAGUUGGGAUCUGUGGUUCAGAUGUACACUACUGGCAAACUGGUAGAAUUGGGGAUUUCAUUGUCAAGGCUCCCAUGGUUUUAGGACAUGAAUCUGCUGGGACUGUGUGUGCUAUUGGAGGUGAUGUGAAGCACCUUCAAGUUGGAGACAGAGUGGCCGUAGAACCUGGAUAUCCCUGCUACACAUGUUCAGCUUGCUUGGGUGGAAGAUAUAAUCUUUGUCCAGAUAUGAAGUUCUGUGCAACUCCCCCCUAUGAUGGGUCUCUUUGCCAGUAUUACUGCCACAAAGCUGCAUUUUGUUUCAAACUCCCUGACCAUGUUUCCUUGGACGAAGGAGCUCUCCUGGAACCCCUUUCUGUUGCUGUUCAUGCUUGCCAGCGUGGAAAGCUCUCUUUUGGACAAAAGGUUCUGGUAUGCGGUGCUGGGCCCAUUGGUCUUGUUAACAUGAUGGUUGCAAAAGCGGGUGGUGCUUCUGUUACAAUCACUGAUAUAUCUGAGAGCCGCCUUGCAAAAGCAAAGGAAAUGGGCGCAGAUGCAAUAUUUCAUGUAACAAACCGAGACAGUCGUGAAACUGCUGAGGAAAUUGUGAAUCUGUCUGGAUACUCUGAUUUGACAAUCGAAUGUACUGGGGUUGAAUCAAGCAUCGGUACAGGUCUUUGGGCAACAAAACCUGGUGGUUCUUAUGUCCAAGUUGGUUAUGGAAAAGCGGAGGUUAAUUUUCCAAUUGUUGCUGUUGGUAUUAGGGAAAUUGAUAUCUAUGGGAUCUUCCGUUAUGCUAAUUGCUACCCAAAAGCUCUUGCAUUAGUUGCCUCUGGAGCUGUCAAUGUCAAAAGUCUCAUAACCCACAGAUUUCCACUAAAGGAUGCUCUUAAGGCUUUUGAACUGACAAAAGCAGGCACUGGUGUCAAGGUUAUUAUCGAUUGUGAUAAUUAGUGAUUUUUGAGAUACUCUCGUUUUACAUCACACUUGAAUUAAAGCAUAAA
Bolinopsis microptera is the source of this 1095-nucleotide messenger RNA. Its product is annotated as sorbitol dehydrogenase-like. Gene Ontology annotation, biological process: D-sorbitol catabolic process. The transcript has a single exon. The record is from RefSeq and is a predicted model, not a curated record. The coding region runs from base 2 to 1045 and encodes 347 amino acids. Gene Ontology annotation, molecular function: L-iditol 2-dehydrogenase (NAD+) activity; zinc ion binding. NCBI's taxonomy places the organism in Eukaryota, Metazoa, Ctenophora, Tentaculata, Lobata, Bolinopsidae.